GAUCUUUACUUCAUCAAACUCACUUGAAGUCUUCCUCUUGUUGUGUCCAUAUUUCAAAGACACACCUGGCCGAGUGACUGCCUGCUUCGGCAGCUGCAGAUAUAUCCAUUGGUCGAUGAACAGCUGAUUAACAGCCGUCGAUAUGCGGCCGCCUCUUACACCUCGAUGGUUCCAACUCCGACGACCAGUGACCUCUUCAAUCCUCUUCCAUCGAAUCCGUCACUUUCAUGCAACUCGACCGGCUCCACUCGUCGCAGAAUCCGUCACGCUUGCCAGCGAUUUCCUUCAUGGCGUCCACGGAGUCACAGGACUACCAUGGGCAGCCUCAAUACCCCUAGCAGCCGUUUGUGUGCGAAUGGUUGUAGCUUUCCCACUCCUCGUUUGGUCUCGCGUAACCAAUCGUAAAAUGGCGGACAUCGCACCACUACUAUUAUGUCUCCGAAAUCAUUACCAACAGGCUGUCAAGGCCCAGGCCAUGGAGAACAAGUUAUACAUGCGACCCAGAGAAGCCGAGAGGCAAUUACGAGCCCAUCUCAAGGAAAGAACUGCUCUUCUCUACAAGGAAUGGGGGAUAUCUCGAACUCUGGGUUUUCUGCCCUUGCUGCAGCUUCCCGUUUGGCUGGCUCUUAUGGAAGGUGUUAGGAAUAUUGGCCAGAGCAUGAAUCUACCAGGCGUUGAACCGGCUUUGGCGAAUGGGGGUGCAUUCUGGUUUCCGGACCUGCUAGCUGGAGAUACAACUGGUAUUUUACCUCUCGCCCUCACUCUGUCCAUCAUGGCAAAUGUGCGACUCGGGUUCACUACAAAGACUUUUGCCGAGUUAUCUGAUUAUAAAACCCCGGAAAUGACUCGUCACCUAUUCUUGAAGGUUGUGAAAGAAUUUUUAACAUUCAUGUCGGUAUAUAUUGGCUUCACAGCUUACAUGACAGGGAUGCCUGCGGGGAUGAUGCUGUAUUGGAUCGCUAGUACGAAUACGGCAACAUUGCAAUCAAAGUUUCUCGACUUCUUGUUUGCUAGCAAACGCCUACAGAUUUUGCCUCAAAUGCACGUUCGUGUUUUGAAGCCGGGGGAGAAACCGCCGCCAAUCAAGUCUCUCGAAUGA
Messenger RNA from Talaromyces stipitatus ATCC 10500, 1099 nucleotides. RefSeq names its product mitochondrial export translocase Oxa2, putative. Gene Ontology annotation, cellular component: mitochondrial inner membrane. NCBI's taxonomy places the organism in Eukaryota, Fungi, Ascomycota, Eurotiomycetes, Eurotiales, Trichocomaceae. The record is from RefSeq and is a predicted model, not a curated record. The transcript is spliced from 2 exons. Gene Ontology annotation, molecular function: membrane insertase activity. The coding region runs from base 143 to 1099 and encodes 318 amino acids. Gene Ontology annotation, biological process: protein insertion into mitochondrial inner membrane from matrix; mitochondrial respiratory chain complex IV assembly.